This is a messenger RNA of Symbiodinium pilosum, 1080 nucleotides long. NCBI's taxonomy places the organism in Eukaryota, Dinophyceae, Suessiales, Symbiodiniaceae. The record is from the annotation of a GenBank genome assembly.
AUGGGCGGCGAGAGAGAUGCAGCGAGCGCUGUCUUGGCAUCUGAUUGCAGACGUCCUGAGUCAGAGCCCUCGCAUCUGCCAGAUGAUUUGCGGCACUGCAAGUUUCCAAACAAGACGGAUCAAUUUGGCACUGCGCCAUGGACCCGGAAGCUUGUCAACAAUCCGUAUGAACCGGGCUGUUGGGACAGAACAAGUUACUGUGCACCUUUCGAGUGUUUCCCGCAGUGCAGAUACAACGUUGAGUAUCAGAACAUGAUCACGUAUUGGGCGCCAUUCAGGCCUGGCAAGCGAAAAGUUAUGGUGUUCCAGUACGGGAAAGUGGCGUCCACUGCAAUUGUCAGGGGCUUGAAGCUUUAUGCAGGUAUUACAGCUGCUCACGUGCACACCGCUGACCAUGCAAAACAGUGGUUGGCAGGGAGGCAUGUUGAUCUUCCGGUUGAACAGCAAGGUUUUGCGCUGUCCGAGGAGUGGUCACUAAGAUCAGGAGAUGCGUGCACCAUCAUUACUGCAACCCGGAGCCAUUUCAGCCGAGAUGUGUCCGAGUACUUCGAGAAUAUCUUGCAGGUGAACCACCCAUAUGGUUAUCACCCUCGCGGUGUCCAGCGCCACGAAGACCGCGCUCCACGCACCGGGGAGACUCGUUGGACGCAGGCAAGUGUUGUGCGCUUGGGCCAGGAGAACAUUUCAGCAUUGGUGGAAGAUUACCGGGCCCAGCACUCAAUUGUUCUCGCAUUCUACGCCAAGUGGUUCACGAGACAAUUCAAAGCAGCCACUGGCCUUGACGUAUUGUCGCAGCCGUUUGACCUGCAGCAGCACCAUUCCUGGAUUCAGGGUUCGCGGUGCUCAGCGCUGGUAUUACGGUCAGAGGACUCGAAAUUCUGGCCGGACAUUAUUGCGAAGUACUUUGACGGCUUCAAGAUGCCAAGGUCGAAUGCGGCAGGCAACAAGUGGUACAGCGGUGUAUACAGCGCCUUCAAGACACAUCUGCAGUACUCCGUAUCUGAAAUGAGGGAAAUGUGUGCAACAGAGACGGAGCGGCACUUCUACAGAGAAGAGGAGUCCUCUCCAUGCAAGUGGUAA